Hippoglossus stenolepis (Pacific halibut) is the source of this 1783-nucleotide messenger RNA. RefSeq names its product CDGSH iron sulfur domain 2 (gene cisd2). Gene Ontology annotation, cellular component: mitochondrial outer membrane; intracellular membrane-bounded organelle. NCBI's taxonomy places the organism in Eukaryota, Metazoa, Chordata, Actinopteri, Pleuronectiformes, Pleuronectidae. The coding region runs from base 136 to 543 and encodes 135 amino acids. Gene Ontology annotation, molecular function: 2 iron, 2 sulfur cluster binding. The record is from RefSeq and is a predicted model, not a curated record. The transcript has 3 exons. Gene Ontology annotation, biological process: autophagy of mitochondrion; regulation of autophagy.
UCGCCUCCAUAGACUGCGUCGCACUCUUACGGCAGAAGCGUACGCACCGGUGACAGCCUGCGCUCGAUUCUCAGCGCAAUGACACCAGCGAACCUCAGGAACUAAAACAAGUCAAACCUGAAGCAUCGCAUCAAGAUGGUUCUGGAAACGAUCUCCAGGAUAAUUAAAGUCCAACUUCCAGCGUAUCUCAAGAGGCUUCCGCUGCCGGAGAGCAUCGGGGGCUUCGCGAGCUUAACAGUGUCUGAGUGGCUCCGGCUGCUGCCUCUCCUGGGCAUCCUGGCUUUGCUGGGGUACCUGACCAUCCGUCCAUUCCUGCCCAAGAAGAAGAAGCAGAGAGACAGCCUGAUCAACCUGAAGAUCCAGAAAGAAAACCCCAAGGUGGUGAACGAGAUAGACAUCGAGGACCUGAACAGCGCUAAUGUGUGUUACUGUCGCUGCUGGCGCUCCAAAACUUUUCCUGUUUGUGACAAGUCACAUUUAAAGCACAAUGAGCUGACCGGGGACAACGUGGGACCGCUCAUACUCAAAAAGAAGAUUCUAUAAUCAACUGCUGAUGGGAGUUUUCCUUUCCCCUCCCCAGUCUUUAGUUUUCAUUUAACAGUUUGUAGUUUUGUCUGUUUUUUUUUUUCCGUUGUUUUGUUUUUACAUAUCUUGAUCUUGCUUUGGUGUCAUGUUUUGUAGAAAUAUUAACUUCCAGAGUGAAGUGGCCCUACUUCCACAGUCAGUUAGUGUGAAAACUGUAUUUUCCUGUGCAGUAAGGAAGGGUUUUGUUUUGUUUUGGUUGUGGCCAUUGUUCACUGUUGUGAUAUGACUGUCAACUCACUUAAAGUCAUGUCUCAGAUUUUUUGGAAUCAGUUAGAAGCCAUCGGGAGACUCGGGACCACUGAGGGGAAAACUUGAAGCUCAAUUUCAGCAACGUUGUGACGACUUUAAAUGAUUCGAAGCCAUGAGCGCAAACUUGGUUCAUCCUGUCAUCAAAAUGUUGCACAGCAAGCUUUCAUUUUGGACAAAGCUUUCUUUCUUUCUUUCGCUUCCGUUUUUCCGUGUGCCAAAUAUUUACAUACUGUCAGGAUGUGAAACGCUGUCCUUAUAAGUUAUUGUGUGUAUGGGAAGCUACUUAUUAUUCUUCAAAUGUAUUUUUGUUCAUAGCCACUAAACACACGUUUUACACUUUGUUGCCUUCAAACAUUUCAAACAACUGCACUGUUGAGUAAUAUCCAGUUUUAGCCUCACGGCCCCGCCAAGGUUUUUUCUAAACGCCGUUUAUUUUUCUAGCCUCUGUAUAAAGUUGACUUCCUGCUAGAGCCUUUCUACUUUUUAAUUCGUCAGCAAUAUGUUAUACAUAAAGUGCUUGUAUUGUCAGAUAUGUAUUUUCAUCAUAAUGUCUGAGAAUGACUGUGUGUGUGUUUAUGAACCUUUGUAAGGCUGAAAUUCAUUCAUUCAUUCAUUCAUUCAUUCAUUCUGCAAUACAAAUGUGAAAUGUGCAAAGAAAUAGUCUCAAUAGUUUAACUCAGCAGGAUCUGUUACAACUGGGGAACACUUCACUUAACCUGGAGUUGAAAUAAGUAUGUAUGAAUGUCAAGGAAUCAGAGAACACCUUAUUUUUUUAAAUGUGUCUGUUACUGAAUGUUUUUCCAGGUAAAACUUAAAUUCAGGCUCAUAUUUACACAGAGGUUCCUUAUUAUAGGCAAAGCUUUAAACCAAGAGAUUCAUUUCUUUCUUUUCCUUUCUCAAGUGUUUCAUAAACUUAGGGUUGUGGGUUUGCAUAAAGAAUUUAACAACA